GUAAAAUGUGUUGUUGUGUUGGGCAUUGCUGACUUCUUGAUCCUGCUAUUGCGGCUGAGGUAGAAACACAUCUAACCUUUUGGGUUCCAGAGCUUGAAGACACGGCUGCUAGUUCUGUGAAUUUACAAAUCGUCAGCGUCGGGUUCGGUCAUGGUGAUUAUAUUCGUAAUAGUAUAACCACACCGAACUAGCACCAGACUAUAUGGACACAAGUACUCGAAAGUGACGUAUGUCUUGAUAGUAAAUGUGGUUCAACCGUCGGAAUGUCGGACUCUGAAUCUCACUUGCGAAUAUCCAAUCAUAAAACAACUCGGCGUUCAAUGUGCCGAGCCUAGUAACCUGUAACACCUCACUUCGUUGAGAAGGUUGAUGAGAUGACCUCUACCAGCAAGAACUCGAAAGUCACUAUCGACCGGGACUUGGAUAAAUAACCAGUAGGUCUCGAAGCAGUGCUGUUUAUCCAAACUGAAGGAGGUGCUCCUCGGUCGGUUGAUUCUACGGCUCCAGUACUGUGCUACAUUGGUUCUGUUAAUAAAGCUUCUUGGUUUCGGUGUUGUGCAGGUUGAAUGGUAAGAAGAUGUUGAGAUUGUUGACGGGGAAGCGUCUGGUUUUUGUAGGCGAUUCUCUCAACAGGAACAUGUGGGAGUCUUUGCUAUGUGUUCUUAGAAACUCAGUGGAUGAUAAGAACAAAGUCUAUGAAGUUUCUGGUAGGCAAGAAUUUCGCACAGAGGGCUCUUACUCCUUUGUUUUCGAGGAGUACAACUGUUCCGUGGAGUUCUUUCAAUCACGGUUUCUAGUUCAAGAAUGGGAGAUGCUGGAACCAAGUGGAUCAAAGAAGGAAACGCUUCGCAUUGAUUUGAUUGAGAGAUCCUCUGACAACUACAAAAAUGCAGAUGUUCUCAUCUUCAACACAGGUCACUGGAAGGGUUACUAUCAAGAGGGUAGCCAUAUUUAUGGUGAACUGAAUGUUGACGAUGCAUUUCGCAAGGCUUUAACGACAUGGGCUCGAUGGAUAGACACCAAUGUAAAUCCUAAGAAAACUGCUGUUUUCUUCCGGGGCUAUUCACCUUCUCACUUUAGAGGCGGAGCAUGGAAUUCUGGAGGGCAUUGCCAUGGCGAAACAAAGCCAACUACCAGCUUGGAAUCCACGGAAUAUGGAGGAGCGUAUCCAACAAACAUGAAAAUCUUUGACUCGGUACUCAAGGGGAUGAAGACGCCAGUCAACUAUCUGAACAUUACAACAAUGACUGAUUUUCGGAAGGAUGCUCAUCCAUCGAUUUACAGAAAGCCGAAUUUAACUGAGGAGGAGCGAAAACCGCCUAUGAUCCACGAUUGCAGUCACUGGUGCCUCCCUGGCGUUCCUGAUACAUGGAACGUGCUAAUAUAUGCUCAACUCCUCAAACAUAACCAGAAACAACAUAGACAGAAGAAACAGCAAAAUCAGAGGACAACUUCUUAA
Molecule: messenger RNA, 1459 nt
Organism: Malus domestica (apple)
Lineage: Eukaryota; Viridiplantae; Streptophyta; Magnoliopsida; Rosales; Rosaceae
Source: RefSeq, a predicted model, not a curated record